Parasteatoda tepidariorum (common house spider) is the source of this 7130-nucleotide messenger RNA. The record is from RefSeq and is a predicted model, not a curated record. NCBI's taxonomy places the organism in Eukaryota, Metazoa, Arthropoda, Arachnida, Araneae, Theridiidae.
UUACUGUAAAAUCAACAAGUUAGAAACAAUUUCUAAAAAAAUUUUUUAUUUCUAUUUCAAGGGCUCCAGGCUCCUGGCUGCAGGAUAGGGAAACGUGUCCAGAUGUCACACCCCGACCUUGGGAGUCGCAUAACUUCAAGAACUGCUGGAGUUUGUGGCCGAAGUAGGACGACGUCCUUUGAUGGUAAUUUAGAAUACGAGCAUGUGCGCUCUUUUAAAAUCUUUUUCUGGUGACAAAUGUGGAUGUUUACAUCGCCACAAAGAAGGUAUAUUUCACUUAAAUGCAUACAGGAGUAAAGUUAUAUACAGAAGAUCUACUGCUACUACUUUAUCUACGGCACAUAGAAUCAUAAAUACAUAUUCUAUAAAUAGUGCAUCCUAACGACUGACAGAAGUGACCCAAGAAGUAUUCCUUAGAAAUUAACCACUCCAGUUCUUUCAGUAUAUUGUUCUAAUACAUUAUAUGAAUAAUGUUGAAAAAACAUAGUUAGUUCUAGAAUUAAAAAAUAAAGAACUUUAAAAAAAAAUUUGGAUGGAGUGUACUUAUUCAUGGAUAUAACCGAAUUCAUCAUUAAAAUAUCUCUACCUUAAGCUAACAACCAUGACAGUCAUACCAGUCAUAAACAUGGACGCCGCCCAAAUUUGGCGGCGUGUCAAUGACAAAUUGGAACACCCCGAAAGCCAAAGGAAGAUGGUUCUAGUCAUUGUUUGUAUUGCCUUGCUGCUGGACAACAUGUUAUACAUGGUAAUCGUGCCAAUUAUCCCAACAUAUUUGCGUGAAAUUAAAACUUGGGAUACGGAGACUGUGAAAGGAGAACGGAUAUGGGACAAUAGCACAGCUCCUGAAGGAAGCAAUCUGAGCUAUUGGAAACAGGGCAAAGAUAAGAUUCAUUAUAAAGGUGAAGAUAGCGCUAUAGGAAUGCUUUUUGCUUCAAAAGCUAUCGUCCAGCUAUUUAUCAAUCCCUUCUCAGGGACAGUCAUUGAUAAGAUUGGUUAUGACACGCCAAUGAUGAUAGGACUUACUAUAAUGUUUAUUUCCACAGCUAUGUUUGCAUGUGGACAAAGUUAUGGUAUCCUUUUUUUUGCCAGAAGUCUCCAAGGUGUAGGAUCAGCAUUUGCAGAUACCGGUGGUUUGGCUAUGAUUGCUGAUAGGUUUACCGAAGACGAAGCUCGAAGCAAGGCAAUUGGUAUUGCGCAAGCUUUCAUUUCAUUUGGAAGUCUUGUAGCACCACCUUUCGGUGCAUUCCUGUAUGAAUUCGCAGGAAAAGAAGUUCCAUUUAUUGUCUUAAGUAUGAUAUCUCUCAUGGAUGGAUUUGCUCUUCUGUUCGUAAUGAGACCAGUGAAAAUGGCCAUGAAGCAGCAAGGCAUUGAACGUCCAAAAGGAACUCCCAUUCACAGGUUGUUCAUAGAUAAGUACAUAUUCGUUUGUGCAGGUACAUUAGUAAUGGCGAAUGUUUCCCUUGCAUUUUUAGAGCCAACACUAACUCUAUGGAUGGAAGCAACGAUGGAUAAUGUGGAUGAAUGGCAAACAGGAAUGGUAUGGCUACCCGCAUUUAUACCACAUGUAAUAGGCGUCUAUACCACAGUAAAACUGUGCAAGAAAUACCCCAGGUACCAAUGGGCUAUUGCAGCUACUGGGUUAGGACUUGAAGGUAUAAGUAGUUUAUUUGUCCCUUUGUCGAACAAUUUUUGGGUACUCAUGAUACCUUUAUCUGGAAUAUGUUUUGGUAUAGCGCAAGUGGAUACAUCAUUGUUACCAAUGCUUGGUCAUCUAGUGGAUACACGAUACGUAUCUGUGUACGGUUCAAUUUAUGCCAUAGCGGAUAUAUCCUAUUCUCUAGCAUAUGCGAUCGGUCCAAUUAUAGCAGGAGGAAUCGUUUCUACUGUAGGAUUCGGAGGUUUAAAUAUUCUGAUAGCCGUCACCAACCUUGGAUAUGUACCAGCACUUUUUAUGUUACGUCACGUAUACGAUUACGAUACAUUCAAGGAAGAACAAAUUGAUCUUGAUGAGAUUCCAGCUCCACAAUACAAAACAUUUACGGUGAAUAACGGUAAUGCUGUAAAUUUGACAGAGGAAUCAACCAACCUGCAACCAGAUUUAUUCCAAUCUCAGCAAAGCCAACCUCAGCAACAGCUGUUCCAAGGACAGCCAACAGCUAAUCAACCUGUAGUAGACACGAAUCCGUUUCGUCAGCCACAGCCUAUGACCAAUCACUCUUCCAGAUCAACAACACAAAAUACCCUUCCUGAACAGCAACAGAGGAAACCGAAGCCUAAAGGUUAUAGGUCUGCAGACAUGGAAAAAAUGAUAAAUGGUUCAGACGAAGAUUGACAGUAGGUGUAUAUGAUUAAAAUUAUAACAUGCCCCGUUGUUUUGAACUAGGAACUUGAGAAGAUAAAUAGUUAUGACGUUCUUAAAUGCUAGAUGAGACUUGUUGCAGAUUGACAAAGAAGCUUCACGAGUUCUUAGUUCGAACCGUAUAGAACUUCUUAUAGGAUAAAUGAAAUUUAUCUAGGUAUUAAUUGAGUGUUCUAAACACAUUUAAUUUAUUCUUGAUAUCUAUCUGCAUGGAGUAAUGAAGAUGAUGAAAGAGUUUCAGCAAUCUAAUUUGUGAUAAUCCUUCACAGCAAUAAUCAAAGAAUUUGAUUAAGCCUUGUUAUCAGUAAUUGGAUUUUGUAAUGUUCUGUAAAGAAUAACUGAGAGAUAGGAUUUUCACAUAGCAUCUCGCAAGUUGGCGUACGUGUAUUCUCUGCAAGCUCUGUAGUAAAGGGAAAUUGUUCCAUGUUAACGCCGUGACUCAGAACAUGCGUACAUGAACCUGCAGGAUACUUCACGAAAGUGCAAAAUCUCUCUAAAAUAUGAACUUUAAAUUUUAGUUAGAAAUUCUAGAAAAUUUUUUAUCUUAUUUUACGAAAAAAGGAAUAUUAUUUUGUUCAAUCAUUAAUGUAUUACUUUCUUCAAACACAUUGUUUAAGAAUGUUUUAAAAUAUUUGUACAAGAAUAAGUUACUUAAAAAUAAUUAUCAUAUUGAUGCUUGAAACUGAUGCUAAAACAACUAAUUUUAAUGUUAUGUAUAUUAAUGUACUUUUAUUUAAGUUCAUACUAUUUUAUUUGCUUUAAAAAACACUGAGCAAAUAAAUUUAAAAUAAGAAAAAAGAACUUUUAUUACCCAUGAAUACUUUAAUUUUCGGAAACGGCAAUUAUUUGAGAAUCAAUAUUAUUGUUAUAGUCGAUAUGCACUAGUACUUAUAGUUUCAGUUUUUUUUUUUACAAAAAAACUCCAGGGUUCUAUUGAUUUUCAAAUAAUAUUAAAAUCUUAUAACGAUGUCUUAGAAUACUUUAAUUUACGUGUUUUUGAAUACUUAAUUUUCGGAAACGGCAAUUAUUUAAGAAUCAUUAUUAUUGUCAUAGUCGAUAUGUACUUGUACUAAUAGCUUAAAUUUAAAAAAAAAAAUACUCUCUAGGGUUCUGCCGAUUUUCAAAUAAUAUUGAUAUCUUAUUACGAUGUCUUAGAGACAACCUAAUCCUGAAUUAAGUUAAUAAUAUGCAAGUUAAAAACUUAUUUGCUAUCUGUAUGUUUUUUUUCAUAUUUCAAAUUAAAAGAAAAAGAAAGAAAAAUCUAUGAAAAUACUAAAAUAUUUCGAAUUUGUUAAAUGUUUCUUUUUAAAUAUUGUGUGUCUAACGGAUAAAUUCACUCUUCUGCUUCUGUGCUUUUGAUAAAUCCAUCUUUCCAUUACUAUAUAUCAUUCAAUGUAUAACGCAUACUGUUUGCUAUAUUUUUUUCCCAUGAAAAUCAUAUUAUUUGUUUUGAUUAUAAUCUAAAUGCAAAAAAAGUUACUUUCGAACUUUUUUCUGUUAGAUAUUGAUAAAAAUAUCUAAUAAAACACUUUUUGUGACUUCAGUUUAUAAAGUAUUCUUUUUUUAAUUAAUAUAUUUAUUUUGUAUUUUUAAUUGCAACAGAAAUUAUAAUUUGAAAACUAAAGGUAUUUAUCAUCAAAUUCAAUCCGUAUUUAACCAAAUCAUUACCAUUUCGUUCAUAAAUAUUAAUUAAGAACGAAAUUUUAAAUAAACUGAAUCAUCACUAAGACUUUACCUUAUUCAAGUUAGAACAUAUAAUCAGGUAUAGUAAAUUACGGAAAUUUUAUAUAUGUAGAAAAUAAAGUAGUUAAGCUGUGCUGGAUAAUUUACUUCAGUUAUUCAUAAUAAAUAAUAAUUUUAAUUAUAAUAAAUAAAAUAUAUUUAUUUCAUGAAUUAUGAAGUAUUAUAUUUUAUUAAUCAGUAUUUAUUAAUCAUAUAAGCGAAGUUCAUUUAUUAUUCGUUUAAUUAUCACCGAUAAAAAUUGUAACAGUGUUAAACUCAAAGCUUAAACAAGUUGAAUUAUUAAUAACAGUUUUCAUGCAACGUUACAAGACAAAUUUUAUUACUUUAAUUAAAUUGGUUAAAGCAAAAUUUUUAUGCAUGCAACUGACGUAAAAAUUUAAAAUUAUUAAAAAUUUUGUUUAUUCAAUUUUUAUUAGUUUGUUCAACACUUAAUCAAUUCAUAUCUUCAAUUUAUAUUGAACAUAAACGCAGAAAUUUGUCUUUGAACCUGAAAUUAAUAUCUAAGAUUUCAUUUAAAGUUUUUCAGGGAUCGUAUUAAGUUUCAAAUACGUGAUCAUAAAUAGUAAGUAAAUCAUAAAUUCAGGUUUCAAUAAAACAUAAAUUGUGAACUGUCCCUAAACAAAAAUAAAUAAGUAUGCAAGGUUGAAUUUAAAGUCUUGCAGAGCUAAUUUUGAGUAUUAUACAUGUAAGUUCCAUUUCAAAAAUUGAAUUUGAUGUAUAACUGUAUAAUGAAUUCCUCAAAUGAAGAAAGCAAUUUCCUAAUGUUUAUCUUAAUCAUACAUGACGUUCUUGCAAGGUGGGUUACUCAGGUGCAAUUUUUGCAUGUUAAAAUUUAUGGUUAGAUCUUUUUAUAGACCUUACAACGAUGAGAACACGUCCCUAAUAAAUACGUAGCCACAUGAAUAAAAUGUAUAAGAAAUAGCAAAACAUGAACACUCAUACCUUUCUUGUACUCUUCCCUCACAAUGACCAUGUCUUAAUGAAGGGCACUAUUUUGCCUCAUGGCAUUAUGCGAAAUAUUCAAGGUGGAAUUCUACAAAAAAAUUUUUUUUUUGCUAAAUUUAAAAUUUUAAAUCUGUUAAAAGAUAUUACGGUGGUCAGGUUCCAUAUUUACCAAAUUUCUGUUAGCCAAAUUAAAAAAGUAUUUUAUCUUCUGGAUUGCGCCUGAUUUUUCAUCACUUGUGGACAAAAAGUCCACGCUUUUUUGCUUAAAAUCAUACUUUUAAAUUUUUUAGUUUAAAAAUGUGGUUGAAUGUAAGCAAACUGUAAAACAUAUGCAACAUUUAGGUCUCCAAAAAUUUUAAUUUAACUCGAAAUCUACACAAUUGACCUAACCUAAAUAUUGAUUGAAAAUUUAACUCGUGCACGUUUAUUAAUAAUGGUUAAGGCUUUCUCUUAGAUUCUGGGAAACGUAAGUGUUACAUAAUAUAAUAAUUUUUUUACUGUUAUUUUGCAAUCUAAACGUUGCCUUUUUGAAUUUGUAAACUAAAAUUUGUUUUAUAUUAUGUUUUUACGUUUUCAACAAAAAAGUUGUGCUUGUUCUAGGAGAUUCGGAUAAAAUUGUUUUGGUAGAUAUGUGUCAGCAAACCACUUGAAAUUCGGUAUUUAAUUUUAUCUACAGUUCGAUUUUGAAUAAAAGGUUUUUGUUAUACAUAGAACAAUUUAUGGCGAGAAUAAUGCAACAUUAUGUGGACAAUUCAUGGCUAGGUAUAAUUUUCUACUAGAUAAGUAACUUCAAACAAGCAUGGUCCUUAUAAGGGAAAAAUACUUUUUAUGAUUCAUAAUAUUAACGUCAGUUUAAUUCUGACCACACUACUCUACUAUUCAUAUUAAAAAAAUACUUUAAAACUUUUUUCACUCUUAAAGUUGUACCCUUUAGACGCACAUUUGUACAUAUGUAUAAAACCAUAGGUAAGUGUUAUGAAUGUUUGCAAAAGCUUGAGUGCAGUAUAUAGCUCAAUAAAACGUGAUUAUAGUUAAAGAGAUCAGUAAUAUACAGUACUAUUACAUUGUAUAAGUGAACUGAUGAUGUUGUAGCUAUAACUAUUGUACGAUAUUUUCGUUUCAUGUUAUUGCUUUGAUGAGUUGAAAAUUUUAAAAAUGGCAUUGUAGUUAUAAAAAUUUUUUUGUGUCGCUAUAUGUUGUUUUCAAAUUUCAGUUUCAGCUUGUAUUGUUGUGGCUGAUGUCAAAACUGAUAUAAUAAUGGGCGAGUUCUGUAACAAGUAAUGAGUGGAGUGCACGGCGGUUGUUGAAACGGUUAAAACCGUUGUCGUAUGUAAAGAGUUGAAAAAGCUAAAUUGGAUAAAAAAGUGGAGAUGUCUACUCCUUCUCUUUUUUUGAUGUAAACAAAUGAUUUAGUAUUGAAUUAAAAUAUUUCGAUUACAAAUUUUCAUUUGUAAUGAAAAAUAUUUUAUGACGCUGAGCCAAUCAAAUUUUGAGGUGAAAUUUUUUCAUUAUAAUGAGAAUUUAUUUGAAAUACGCAUUAGGAAAUUGAGAAUUUCAUUGGUGCAAUUUCGGCAAACCGGUUGAUACAAAAUGCAGUUGGACUGCUCCUUAAGUUUCUGAAUAUGACUAAUCAAAUAUUUCUGUUAGGUAAGAUUUUAGUAUUUUUUUUAGUUCGUCCUUCUUAUAAAAUCGUUAAAACAUUGAUAAAAUAUUUAGUAUGGAAUAAAGAACAAUUUUGUCAAUUUUUAUUUGUGCUAUAAAAGUUGAUUAUAUUGAGCUAUAAACUGACUAAUUGAAUAUAUUUAUGCUAGUUGGAGCAAGCUUUGUGUUACAAAACUCUCCCAUUAUCGAAAUGAUAAAAUAAACUUUUAAACUUACAUCAACUUGUUCUAAGAAAUGAAGAACAUACGGGGAAAACAUAAAUGUUGUAUCUUGUCUUAUUGUCUAAUUAUGUAAUGCUAUUUCAGUUGCCCAGCUCUUUUUCUAAAGUAUAUUUUUUAUUUAUUUUUGAAAAAUAAGAUCACAUUUAAUCUUACCAUUUUCAAAAUAUAGGGAAAUGAAUAAUAAAAAAUAUUUUCUUUUU